AUGGUGAAAGUAUGGGAAAAUAUCAAAUGGUCACAUCCGAUCGAGCAAGGAAAAUUGACUGGUCAAGACAAGGACGUGGAAUCCAGCUCCGCGUUCACGACCCGUACUAUUACUGCGGGAAAUCCAAUCACCAUUAGGCAUUCUGCUACAACAAAGCUACGAAGGACACAAAUCAGUCAAGCUAUCAGCGCACAAGCGGUGACGAUCAAGGUGCACGACAAUCAAGACGACAAACAACAAUGA
Messenger RNA from Anisakis simplex (herring worm), 243 nucleotides. The record is from the annotation of a GenBank genome assembly. NCBI's taxonomy places the organism in Eukaryota, Metazoa, Nematoda, Chromadorea, Rhabditida, Anisakidae.